UUUAAGAUCUCAAAUCGAAAUAAGUUUUCGUAAAACUUAGGAAAUUUUGGAAAUAUCAUAUCUUAUGAAAUAUAUAUUGGUUACUGGAGGUGUUAUUAGUGGGAUAGGAAAGGGAGUUGUAGCUAGUAGUAUUGGAACUCUAUUAAGAUGCUAUGGUAUAAAAAUAACAUCUAUCAAAAUAGAUCCUUAUAUAAAUAUUGAUGCUGGUACAUUCUCACCAUAUGAGCAUGGAGAGGUAUUUGUAUUAAAUGAUGGAGGAGAGGUCGAUUUAGACUUGGGAAAUUAUGAGAGAUUUUUGGAUAUAACAUUAACUAGUGAUAAUAAUAUAACUACAGGUAAGAUAUAUCUGGAUGUUAUAACAAAUGAGCGUAAAGGAAAUUAUUUAGGCAAAACAGUGCAAGUUGUUCCUCACAUAACAAAUGCAAUACAAAUGUGGAUUGAAAAAGUAUCAAAAAUUCCUGUAGAUGAUAGUGAAACUGAGCCUGAAAUUUGCAUUAUAGAGUUAGGAGGCACUAUUGGUGAUAUUGAAAGCAUGCCAUUUGUUGAAGCUUUUAGACAAUUUCAAUUUAAAGUUGGAAAAGAUAAUUUUUGUGUUGUUCAUGUUAGUCUUGUACCUCAAUUAUCUAGUGGUGAACAAAAAACAAAACCCACACAAGCAAGUAUAAGAGAUCUAAGAGGUUUAGGAUUGACUCCAGAUUUUAUUGUGGCAAGGUGCAUUGAUAAAUUAAUGCCCUCAGUUAUUGACAAAAUUGCACAUUUUUGCCAUGUUAGCUCAGAUCAAGUGUUUGCUCUUCCAGACAUAUCAAAUAUAUAUCAAGUGCCAGUGAUAAUUCAUGAACAAAAUUUUAUCAAACAAUUAUUUAAUAAACUCUCUAUGUCUUCCUCAUUAUCUAAUUUGAACACCAAAUAUUUUUCAAAGUGGAAAUCUAUAGCAGAAAAAUUUGAUAGUGUCAAAGAAGAGGUAGUGAUAGCUCUUGUGGGUAAAUAUACACAGUUUGAAGAUUCUUACACGUCAGUUGUCAAAGCACUACAACAUGCUUCUAUCACAGCAAAUCAUAAAAUUAAAAUAAAAUUUAUAGAAUCCAUAAAAUUGGAAGAUGAAUUUAAACUGGAAAAUCUUGAAGAAUAUAACAAGGCUUGGAGUGUCCUAAAAGAUAGCCAAGGAUUAAUCGUCCCAGGUGGAUUUGGAGAUCGUGGUAUCACAGGUAAAAUAUUGGCUAUCAGAUGGGCCCGUAUCAAUAAAAAACCAUUUUUAGGCAUCUGCUUGGGCAUGCAAUUAGCUUUGGUAGAGAUAGCUCGAGAUGUCCUAAACCUUGAAGGAGCGAAUUCAUCCGAAUUCAUACAUUCGCCCAUUCCCAACGACGCCGAAGAACAUCAUAAUAACAAAUUUAAUCCCACAAAUUCCCCAACUUUAAAUAAAGAUAAGACUCCUAUAAUCAUCAUCAAAGAAAUGCCCGAGUACAACCCGCGAUUUAAAGGCGGAACUAUGAGAUUGGGCGUACGCACGACUAUUUUUAAAAAUACGUUUAGUUGUAAAGAAAACAGUUUAGGAUCGGAAAAGAUCCAUUAUGUUUCAGUGGUCAAAAAAUUAUACGGGGACGUUGAGAGUGUCGAGGAAAGGCAUAGGCAUAGAUACGAAUUUAAUACGGAAUACAGACAUAUUUUUGAGAAGAUCGGACUGCAUUUUAUAGGAGAAGAUGAAACUGGUGAACGCAUGGAAAUAAUCGAAUUAGAGGGGCACCCAUUCUUUGUCGGAACACAAUUCCAUCCCGAAUAUAAGACCCGACCACUUAAACCAAGCCCCGUGUAUUACGGUUUUAUACUCGCUUCUAUAGGCAAGUUAAAUUCUGUUCUCAAUUCUUCUCUAACUAAUCCUUCUCCGUUAUAUCGAUCAUUGGAUGAAGAAGUUCUUAUCUCUGAUAAGAGUGACAAAACAUCUACCCAAUUAUCAAACGAAUACUCUUUACUAAAUACCAAUAACAAUAACGAAAAUAAUAGAAAUUGUGAAAUUGAUUUGACAAAUGAUAUAUCUAAACUAAGUAUUGCGUGUGGAUAUAAAGAAGAAACUUUACAGAACAAUGACCUAAAAUUUAAAAUCGUAAACAAACCUCAAUCCGUGUGUCCCUUAGAUCUCACUCCUCAUAUCAACCUCAUGGCAUCCACUGAUAAUCUUAAAAGAAGCUUCAAUUUUCCCAGUAAUAUUAUGGAUAAUAACAAUGAUUUUAUGUUGCACCCACGUAUAGUUUUAGCCAAAGAGCGCAUGUUUAGUCCCGAAAAGAUACCAUUUAAUCCUGGUUAUAUGUCCAUGAAAAGUAGAAUUUGACGUUACAAGGCAAUAUUUUAAAGCACUGUUUCCCUUCGUUUAAUUUAACGCGAUGCAUGACAUUCAUUGUGAACAAAAUAAUAUAUUAAUUUAUGAUAAUAAUGAUUUAAACCCUGCCAAAACUGAGAAUACUUAUUUUCAUUUUUUUAAAUACGCUCGAUUAUCAAAAUUUAUAUAUACAUAGUAUAUGACCUUAUAUAUUAUAUUUAUGAUUUCUUUUGAUUGACCAUUUUAGGUUUUAAAUAAUAAAUUGUAGAACUUAAUAUAAUCAGACAAUACAUCUAAAAAUAUUCAAUAUGAUUUUGUAUUGCUAUUUUAAAAAUUUUAAUAAGGGUAAUAGAUGUUAAUUUAGACUACUAAUAUAAUUUUUUUAAAAGCAUUAUCAAUGACCUAGACAUUUUACCUUUUUUUGAAAAAAUUUAUAGACAUAACUUAAUUCAUUUAGAGAAAAAAAAUUUUUUUGCUCAAUAAACAUACAUAUAAAUUACUUUAUUUUAAUUUUUUUUUCAAAUUGUAAAAUU
Molecule: messenger RNA, 2844 nt
Organism: Gordionus sp. m RMFG-2023
Lineage: Eukaryota; Metazoa; Nematomorpha; Gordioida; Chordodea; Parachordodidae
Product: CTP synthase 1-like
Exons: 13
Coding region: 65-2323 (752 amino acids)
Biological process (GO): pyrimidine nucleobase biosynthetic process; CTP biosynthetic process
Cellular component (GO): cytoophidium; cytoplasm
Molecular function (GO): CTP synthase activity; identical protein binding
Source: RefSeq, a predicted model, not a curated record